Messenger RNA from Astyanax mexicanus (Mexican tetra), 2658 nucleotides. RefSeq names its product peripherin 2b (retinal degeneration, slow) (gene prph2b). Gene Ontology annotation, biological process: visual perception. The record is from RefSeq and is a predicted model, not a curated record. The transcript has 3 exons. The coding region runs from base 416 to 1447 and encodes 343 amino acids. Gene Ontology annotation, cellular component: membrane. NCBI's taxonomy places the organism in Eukaryota, Metazoa, Chordata, Actinopteri, Characiformes, Acestrorhamphidae.
UGGAACAACUUGUUGCUUCAACCACUUGACUCCUCAGCCGGCCACCUCCUUUUGGAGGAAAGGGAACCAUCGGGAAUAGCUGCUCUGCUACCUCAGCCUGUACAAUUUUGGCUAAUUUAUGUGAAAUUUUGUCGUUUUUGGAGGCAGAAGCCUCUGUAGGCCAGCGCUAUGGACUUUCUUGAGUUUUGGGUGGUCAGAAUGGGUAUGAAGAGGGAAAUCCUUUGCAAAGCACCUUCUGAAGCUCCCUUCUGGAAUGGAUUACCAAACUGAGUUUGUAGACUAAACAAUUGCAAUUGCCAAAUCUUUUACUUUUUUCAGAACAGGUCGAUCGAGAAACCGUCUGAAAGUAACCUGUGGACUUGCACUUUUUUUUCUUUUUUUUUUUCUUUAUUCAUUACAUUUUAAAGAAGAAAACAUGGCUUUGUGGGUUAUCAAAUUUGACCUGCCCAAGCGUAUCAAGCUUGCCCAGGGACUCUGGAUCCUGUACUGGCUCUCGGUUAUGGGAGGGAUCCUCAUUUUUAGCAUGGGCCUUUUCUUCAAGAUUGAGCUCCGCAAGAGGAGUGAGAUGAUGGACAACAAUGAGUCUCAUUUUGUGCCCAACCUGCUUAUUCUGGUUGGCCUCACUGCUUGCGGCAUCAAUGCCUUUGGUGGCAAGGUGUGCCACGACUCGCUUGAUACAGCCAAGUUCGCCAAGUGGAAACCCAUGGUGAAGAACUACCUGUACGGAUGUUUCGCCUUCUGCAUCAUCCUGUUCAUCGUGGCUCUGCUGUGCUUCCUGGUUCAGGUUUCCCUGCAUUUUGCCUUGGCAGAAGGUCUGAAGAAUGGAAUGAAGUACUACAGGGACACAGACACGCCAGGAAGAUGCUUCAUGAAGAGGACCCUGGACAUGACCCAGAUCGAGUUCCGCUGCUGUGGCAACAACAACUUCAGGGACUGGUUUGAGAUCCAGUGGAUUAGCAACCGCUACCUCGAUUUCAGCAACGAUGAAAUUAAAGAUCGCGUCACAAGCAACGUUGAAGGCAAGUUCCUUAUGGACAGCGUUCCCUUCAGCUGCUGCAACCCUGGUUCCCCAAGACCCUGCAUCCAGCAUCACCUGACCAACAACUCUGCUCACUAUGACUACGAUCAUCACACUGAAGAACUCAACAUCUGGACAAGAGGCUGCCGCGAGGCCCUGGUGUCCUACUAUGGGGGGAUGAUGAACAGCAUUGGAGCUCUUGUUCUGCUAGUUAUGCUUUUGGAGAUAGCAGAUAUGGUUGGACUGAAGUACCUGACAACCUCUUUGGAGACCUUGGAGAACCCAGAGAACCCAGAAAGCGAGAGUGAGGGUUGGCUGCUGGAGAAGAGUGUGAAGGAGACCAUGUCUGGCAUCAUGGAGAAGAUCAAGACCUUUGGCAAGGGCAACCAGGUGGAGGGGGAGGGGGCAGAAGCUCCUGCCACAAGCUGAGAUGAUCACACCUUUAACUUUGGGACUGUUAAAGCUUAAUUGAGAGAGAAAAAUUAAUUAAAGUUAUUCUCUCUGUGGAAAACACAUGCACAAAUUUCAUUAAUACAAACCCACAGGUGCACAUCCACAUACUGUACUAUCACAAAAGUGAACAAGAGAGAAAAUAGAUGCAUCCCUUGAAGAAACCCUAUAAUUGGGUUGAGCACUAAUUGAUUUAAACCAUUUGUUCAUGUGCAUGUCCACGUAAAUAUGUAAAUACACAUUCUAUAUAAAUUAUAACGAGAGUUUAUUUUUAAAGAUAUAUAACGAUUGUUGACUUAGAAAAGCUACCUCCUGCCCCUAACCACGUUUCAAACCAAGUUCCCAACCAGGCUUCAUGGUCCAGUGGGGUCUCUUGCAUAGUGAGCGAGGCCGACCUUCACGUCUACACUUGCAUUUCUGGUUGAGCGGAUGUUUAACCCGACAGCCUCACACAUUCGAUCAGAUCUUCCAUGGAAAUUUCCUGGAAGAACAAAAAUAUUCUUAUGUUCAAAACAUAAUUACUCAACCUAUUAAUCAUAAAACAGUGAUGACACUCUUAUGGCAGCUUUCAAAAGGCAGCUGAGAAUUACAUGACCUCUGAUUGGUGUCCAGGCUUCCACGAUUAAGGAGGAGCCACACUCUGCCGUUUGGCCAAUGUGAACGCAUCCCGCAUGGUCCAGUGAACCUAACCAUCAGCCAGGUCUAUGAUGAACUGAAGAACAGGACAGGAAAGAACUGUAAAGUUAGGUGGUGUGCAGGCUGCUGGUUGAGCAUGGUUGAGUUGCACCGGUGUGUGAACCUCUCGGGUUAAAUAUCUGCGUGAAGUGUAAAGUGUGGAGGAGGUGGUAAAGCUCCUCUGAGCAGUCUCUGAGGCCUGCGUGCAGAGAACAGUGGGACAGAGCGUUUUUGUACAGAACUUGGACCGUCAACAAGAGUAAGAAGUUGUUGUGAAGAGUACCAGCCUGUUUGAGGAGUUAGAUGUUGGUCAGUUUUUUUAAACACUUAUAAUGUCAGGGGAAAAAAAACAAAAACAAAAAAAAACUGUGGUGUUUGUUUUCUUUUGGGUGACUUACCUUUGUAAUUUUGCCCGGAACCUCUUUCUGUACACCUGAACUUUUGACCUCAGAGUAUUACUGUCGUGGGUUGGGAUGAACGUGUAGUGUGUGUGAAGAUAAAGAUGUUGAAAUAGA